Varanus komodoensis (Komodo dragon) is the source of this 5925-nucleotide messenger RNA. Its product is annotated as protein SSUH2 homolog. The record is from RefSeq and is a predicted model, not a curated record. The coding region runs from base 2801 to 4099 and encodes 432 amino acids. The transcript is spliced from 12 exons. Lineage: Eukaryota; Metazoa; Chordata; Lepidosauria; Squamata; Varanidae.
UUUUGUUUUCCCAAAAGCAACCAAAUAAAACGGGGUUAGAAAAAUGUUAGUGGCUGAUGUAAAAGUAGUAAAUGCAGAUGAAGAAGAAAGGGGAAUUCACAGUUUUAACUCAAUGGCAGCUAUAGUAGUGGCAGGCAGGAUUUGCAUAUUUCAUGUAAAAUCUGCUGUGUGUCUGUCUAAUAUGCUGGAAUGUGAAUAAAUGCCAUUCACAAGCGGUAUGACAGUGUAUCAUAUGGUAAUUACUCAGGAAAAUGUAACCCUUGAAAAGGGAAAAGAUAAUCCUUGGUCUGAUGUAAAAUACAUAAUCAUAUGAAUGUUGUUAAUAUUAACAGCCGAGUGUUUGAGAAGGGUUGCAAUCAAUAUUUCUGUAGCAAAACUCAAGCUAAGUUUAUGACUUUCUGCCUUUUUCAUUUGCUUAGCAAAAGGAAUGUUUUGUUAGAUCAUCCGUGCUUCACUUAAACAAUGAUGGAAGGUGCUUCUAGUGUGCACCGCAUUAGUUUAGGGUUGGCUCCACCAUUAAGAAAUGCUGGACAGCGGGUGGGAGGAGGAGGCUGCUGGCGUGGAGUGGUGAUGAGGUGUUGGAGAAGAGAGUUGUGGCUGCCACACAGGCCCACACUGUGCCGCCUUCAGUUAGGCUGCUGCUCCGAGGACACUGUUCCAUUGCCAGUGGGGAAGCUGGAUUCAACUAUCUCAGCCUGGUUUGUGUCUCCAAACCGAAAGGAGAUGGGGCGGGGGAGACAUCCUUGCCUUUAUUUAACCACAAAGGGUCUUUGGCUGGCUUUGCUUUAGACUGUGGAGGGGGAUCAAAUGGAUGACUGGUCUUCCAUACAAACACAGACCUGCCCCUUGUAUGAAAGAGGGCUCACUUGUUGAUCACCCCUGUUGGCCACCUCUCCGUUCUGGUGCCUUCCACAUGUUCUGGACUAGAAGUCCUAGCUAUUAACCAUGCAGAAACUGAUGGCAGUUGAAGUUCAAAACACCUGGAAAGCAGCUGGUUGACAAAGGCAGGUCUAAGGGUUCCUUGGACAGUUGUAUGAAGGUCUCAUUCUAGAGAUGUUUUCACAGCGUGUGGGGAAGCCUGUGGGUCGAGCGACUGGACAUAUAUGAUGUUGAAGAUCCUUGCAUGGCGCUGCCCCCACUUAGAGACUGGGGUAAAUGGCUUAAAAAUGUGUGAAUAGUCAACACAGAAGCCUUUGCAUUAUUGUGUUUCUGGAGUUUGGACAGCACGGUAAUGAAAGCAUUUUAGCCUACAUACCACCUACUGUUAGAUGCACAGUUUAGGGACACAGUAAACCAGAAAGAUUUCAGCCUUCAUCAAGUACGGCGACAUUUGUUACUAUGCAUGUAAGAACAUGAAAUGAGUUCUGCCGGAGUGGGCAAGCCAUCCUCUUUCCCACAGUGGUUGACCAGCAGAGCAUGGUGUCCCUCUUCCACUGACAUUUCUGAGAAACGGAGAAAUGCUGCUUCUGAAAUUACAUUUCUCAUCUAGCAUCCAAGCAUAGGGUUGUCCAGAAUCGAUCUACUUAAACUCCACUUCAAGCCAUCUAAAUUAGCAGCUAUCCAUGCAUCUUGGAAUUGUGGAAGGGAAUUCCACAAAGUAAUUGUCUGAAGAAGUACUUUGUUUGGUUUGCUCACUUACCUGUCAGCUUUUUGGAUGGCAAACCCGUCCCACCACUGGGCUCUGAUUCUGUGAGGAAGGUCAAUGCUAAUUUCUUUCUAAUAUGUUAUUUUGGCUAUUGUUAAUGGAACAAGCUGGGAGUUCAGCAUUUACCAGGACAAAUGAUAUGUCAAGACUUUUCAGUAUCUGUUUCUGCUGUUGAUCUCAAAUGGUAUUUGCAAAUACAGUUCUAAAUAUUCCUCACAUGUCACACUGGCAAAAGAGCAUUUUCAGGAUGAAGACUGGAAUACUUUUCAAAGGAUGAGGGAAAACUUUGCUUAUGUAGCUGCCGUUCUGCUCUUGUCUCUGGGGAGUGAGCAUGUGGGGAUCUUGUGCAUCAUGCGCACAGCCAGUCAUCAGUACUCGGCACAUCUUGGUUCCCUUCUGGGUCAUCUGUACUGUUGAGGGUGUGAGCAGGUGUGAGCAGGAUGUCUGGCAUAGGAAAUGCUGACACACCAUUUGAUCGAGUGUGUCUUGUAAGCCUGUGCUGAGCACAAGGGUGUUCUGGGCCAUCUGAACCCAACCAGUGGGAUUAUGUGAGGGCUAAACAACCCUCAGUUUGUUGCAGAGUUGCAAAACCUGGGAUGGCCAGGUUUGGACAACUCGCCACCUCCCUAAGGUAGGGUUUGAGCUCAGGCCUCCUCAGGCCCAGCUGAACACUCUAAUCACGCUUCCAUCGUGAUCCCUUGUAACUUCAAUGUUGCUGUUGACACACAUUCGCUCUUCCUGUACUGCGAAAAGAUCAUUGUGAAAUAUGCCAAACUAGGAAGAAACAAGAUCAUAGCCUCCCCCACUCCCAAUCUGCUGCCUGAUUGUAACAGUGCAGGAGGCUGCUUGCUCAUCUGCUGGAUGCGUGCGGGCUCACGUGGGGUGUGAAUCACACAUUCAGAGCCUACAAACAUUGGCAUGUGUACUCACAUGCCCCUGUGCAGAAAUUGGGCCCGAUAGGAAAAUUCCACACCCUGCUCAGCUUGACCGUUUGCACAUGCUAAGGAAAUGAGCUACGGCAUUCAAUACAAAGAGCAGUUGUGGUUUUUUACAGUGGAAAAACCCACGCCUCCUUAUCUGUGCAUUUGAGGCAGAACUGGUCCCGUUCCGUUCCAGCAGUCACAAGGCAGGAAUAUCCUAAAGCACUUGGUCAGAAUGUCUGAAUCCGUGCUGACUGCCCCACCUUUUGGCCUAAGAGAACAGCAAGAGGUCACAUUUUUUAAGCAUAAAUUCUGCCCCCCCACCAAAAGCAGUUCCAUGACAUUCUUUGUCUGCCUUCUUUCAAUCAGAGAGGAAAGCUGCGAGAGCAACGAAAUGGAUCUUCUCCACGCCCCACCAGCAGUUGCAGAAGAUGCAUCUACUGAUUCGCCUCCCUUUGAAGGCGCCUCUGCACCUCCAUAUGAGCCGAUGGAAAACGAAUCUAUAGAAGAGAGCAGCACAGGAGAUUCUGUAAAAGAACCCUUGACUGGCUCAUCUGAGCAGUUGUCCGAGGAAGAAAAUGAGGAGACCCCUCCAGAUCAAAGGAACUGGAACAUCCCCUCUGUUUCGGAGGAUGAUGUUAAAAAAGCCUUUCGACGCUACGCUGCCAGCAAGUGCUGUUAUAGGAUCGCCCCAGCCAAGCACAUGAAUGUCCAGAGUAUCACUCCUCUCAACAUAUACAGAUAUCGCCUGGAGACUUUCACUGAAAUGAGAGAGACAUUCUUGGUCAGUGGGGUUUAUAAUGGUGAAUUUAUAGACUCUUCUGCUUCUGUACCACCACCUGACCGAUGGGAAAUAAUGGUAGAUCCACCCCCACUGUUUACAGACUGUGAAAUGCAUCUCCCGGUGCCUCACUCAUACUCAGUAGAGAUUUGCUCAAAUUGUAAAGGACGUGGUACAGUUUUGUGCCAAACUUGUAAAGGAACUGGCAAGAAAAUCUGUUCAGCUUGUGAUGGUACUGGAACAAGUUUGCUAGCAGAUGACAACAUUUGUUUACGGUGUACCGGUUCAGGAAACAUUCGUUGCUUCAGUUGCCAUACCACUGGGUGGCGAAAGUGUUGCCGUUGCUCUGGGAAGGGCAUCGUGCUAUUUCAUACUGAACUCACAAUCACCUGGAGGAACAAUAUUUUAGAACACAUAGCAGACAAGGAUUGUGGCCUUCCAUAUUACCAUUUUCAGGAUGUGGCUGGAAAAGAAAUAUUUUGUGAUGAACAUACCUCGGUAUUUCCUAUAGUUGAUUUUCCAGAGCCAUCAGUUGAUGAUUAUUCACGCGCAUGCAUUGCCCAGCACAAAAUGCAGUUCUCCUCACAAAGCUUGCAUCGAGUUGUGAGACAGAAGCAAACAGUUGAGUUGGUGCCAACCACAAAGGUUGAAUAUGAAUGGAAAGAGAAACUCUAUUCCUUCUACAUUUAUGGCAAUGAGAAUGAAGUAUAUACCACAGACUAUCCAGGAAAGUGCUGUUGCUCUCUCAUGUGACACAGGACAGCAUUCAGCUUCCCAGCUUCUUGCAAGAUUUCUCCAUACUGCAAAGAUGCUCUUAGGAUGCCCGAUCAUGGGCACACAUGGCUGGCAUAGUUCGUGGCCGCUACGUGUGCAAAGCAGACGCUUGCCAUGGGCACACAGCCCUACUUUUGGAUCAGAGAGAUGAUGCAAGCUGGCUGCCUUGAUGCGACCCGAGACCCCAAGCUCCUGCAGAAUACCACACAGGACUUAUGUAAGAGGCAUCAGCUUGUUUUCUCUGGCUGUGCAACAGGAGACAUUGGGGCGAUCACUAAAUAGUCCUAUGUAGGACUAAUAGUGCAGUUUAUAAAUUUUUUAAAAAAUAUAAAGUAAUAUACAUUUCUUGUGGAAGUAUGAUCUACUUGGAAUCAAAUUAAUCUAUGUCAUACUGGACGUCAUCUUGCACAAAUCUUUGCAAUGGUUUAUAUUCCUCUUGGGUGAUGGGUUUUAAAGCCCUCUGGCUCAAAAAUGACAAGAAGGUAAGCCAAGGGAAGGGAGAAUUGAUAGAACUUUUUAGUGCAUCUCCUGUACUAGACUAGUUCUCGCCACCUAUGCCAUUUCAGUGCUGUAUUUACCACAGCCAAAAUCUGCUUCUCUGGAGGAGGGUUUUUGAACCGUUUUAAGCCCAAGGGCCAAAUCCAAGCUCGGAGAACCUCUCAGGACCCGUGUUCCAGUGGUGGGCAGUGCAGAUGGCAAGAAUGGCUAGCUGGACCUGAGACAAAAGGAGCAACUUUUAGAAUGAGGUUGAAGCCAAGCAAAAUCCAGACAACCAUGAGGCCCACUCGGAUGCUAUGCAAUGGACAAGCUGAGCACCCGAUCGUGCAGUGCAAUCCAAAGUGGGUUUUGUGACAGGAGGAGUGGUGGCAGACCUACCAUUUGGUCCAAAGCUAUGCUGGCACUCAUUAGCCAAGGCAGAUGGUAGAUUGCCUCCCAGUUCCCCUUAUGGUGCAGGUUCCACUCUGUUGAUCAAAAUGGAAGGGACUCUUCCUAUACCAGCUCUAGGCUCCAGUCCAGAUCCAAGGCUGUCUUCUCCUGUGCCUUGGCUUGGGGCCCCCUCAAGUUGCUGUCAUCACUGCCUUGAUGGAUUUCCGCUUGUGGGGCUAUCUGUGAACUGCAGGCUGAACAGCCCCACUCGUAGAACACCUCUCUGUGGGUGGAGUCUGGUGUUGGGGCGCUUUUGCCUAGUCUUGUCUUUCCUCAAUAAGUUAUAUCUGGAGGCUGUGAUUCUGCUGCCUGCACCCCGGUCUUGUGACGAUGUGGAGGGCCUCCAUGGAGGUGGGACGCACUCCUCUUCAAGCCAUCACCCUCCACACGGACAGAGUGAUAGACGCAUGUAAGAAGGAAGCAAGGGCUGUUUAAUUUCAACAUUGAAUGAUUUGUAAAGAUUGAUGCUAUGGAAUGGGGCAGGGUAUUGUCAGUGAGAAGCAGGUCGAUAAACAAGAACAGAAGUGGUCUCUUUAUGGAGAAAGGAAAGGCAGUUUUUCUAAGAACUGCAUGCAUCUAGCCUACUCUCAGUACUACUCAGGUACUUAACUAUCAGAGCUUUGUGUAUCAGCUUUUCAUACAGACCUUGCUCCUGUGCACACAAGGAUGGUAUGGCCUACAUAUUCUGUCCCUUAUUCCAACAUGCUUUGAGUUAAAUUCCACUUCAUUUAAUGGAUUUAAACUGCUGCUAUUGUUACAAUUGUACCAUUUGUUUUCAUUGUCGUUCUGCAGUUUGAACUUUUUAAACUGUGAGCCACGAUUCCUGUGGAAAGGUGGUAAAUAAAUUAUUGUCAUCAAUAAAAUAACAAGGAAAAGCA